GCCGCGGCUCCAUGGGGCUCCUGGGGCUUCUGAGCCUGCUACACUCGGCCUUCUUCGGGGACCAGGCACUCCAGGAGCUGAAGAUGACGAGCUCAGUGGCAUCUUAUGAGCAACUGGUGAGGCAGGUGGAGGCGCUGAAGGCAGAGAACAGCCACCUGAGGCAGGAGCUUCGAGACAACUCAAGCCACCUGUCCAAGCUGGAGACGGAGACCUCAGGCAUGAAGGAAGUGCUAAAGCAUCUACAGGGCAAGCUGGAGCAGGAGGCCCGCGUGCUGGUGUCCUCUGGGCAGACGGAGGUGCUGGAGCAGCUGAAAGCCCUCCAGAUGGAUAUCAGCAGUCUGUACAACCUCAAGUUUCAGCCACCCGCCCUUGGCCCGGAGCCUGUGGCCCGGACCCCGGAGGAAAGUCCAGUCCACGGCUCUGGACCCUCCAAGGACAGCUUCGGAGAGCUGAGUCGGGCCACCAUCCGGCUGCUGGAGGAAUUGGACCGAGAGAGGUGUUUUCUGUUGAGUGAAAUUGAGAAAGAAGAGAAAGAGAAGCUCUGGUAUUAUUCACAGUUGCAAGGCCUGUCCAAGCGCCUGGAUGAGCUGCCACACGUAGAGACGUUCUCCAUGCAGAUGGACUUGAUCCGGCAGCAGCUGGAGUUCGAGGCUCAGCACAUCCGCUCUCUGAUGGAGGAGCGCUUUGGUACCUCAGACGAGAUGGUGCAGCGUGCGCAGAUCCGAGCUUCACGCCUGGAGCAGAUUGACAAAGAGUUGCUGGAGGCGCAGGACCGGGUGCAGCAGACCGAGCCCCAGGCCCUGCUGGCAGUGAAGCCCGUGUCAGUGGAGGAGGACCCGGAGGCAGAGGUCCCCACGCACCCUGAGGAUGGAACCCCUCAGCCUGGCAAUAGCAAGGUGGAGGUGGUCUUCUGGCUGCUGUCCAUGUUGGCCACGCGUGACCAGGAGGACACUGCACGCACACUGCUGGCCAUGUCCAGCUCGCCUGAAAGCUGCGUGGCUAUGCGUCGAUCAGGCUGCCUGCCACUGCUGCUUCAGAUUCUCCACGGCACUGAGGCAGGGGCAGGGGGUCGCACAGGGACACCCGGGGCUCCGGGUGCCAAGGAUGCCCGCAUGCGCGCCAAUGCAGCCCUGCACAACAUCGUCUUCUCCCAGCCUGACCAGGGCUUGGCACGCAAGGAGAUGCGUGUCCUGCAUGUGCUGGAGCAGAUCCGGGCCUACUGUGAGACCUGCUGGGACUGGAUGCAGGCGCGGGACGCUGGGCCUGAGGGAGGCGGCGCUGGCUGUGUCCCUGUCCCCAUUGAGCCUCAGAUUUGCCAGGCCACCUGUGCCGUGAUGAAACUGUCCUUUGAUGAAGAAUACCGCCGUGCUAUGAAUGAGCUAGGUGGGCUGCAGGCUGUGGCGGAGCUACUUCAGGUAGACUAUGAGAUGCACAAGAUGACACGGGACCCACUUAACCUUGCCCUGCGCCGCUAUGCUGGCAUGACCCUCACCAACCUCACCUUCGGGGAUGUUGCCAACAAGGCCACACUGUGUGCUCGCCGGGGCUGCAUGGAGGCCAUCGUAGCCCAGCUGGCCUCUGAGAGUGAGGAGCUGCACCAGGUGGUUUCCAGCAUCCUCCGGAAUCUGUCAUGGAGGGCAGACAUGAACAGCAAGAAGGUGCUGAGAGAAGUCGGCAGCAUGACAGCCCUGAUGCAGUGUGUCCUGCGGGCCUCCAAGGAGUCCACCCUGAAGAGCGUGCUGAGUGCCUUGUGGAACCUGUCGGCCCACAGCACGGAGAACAAGGCGGCCAUCUGCCAGGUGGACGGUGCCCUGGGCUUCCUGGUGAGCACGCUGACCUACCGCUGCCAGGGCAACUCCCUGGCAGUCAUCGAGAGCGGAGGGGGCAUCCUGCGCAACGUGUCCAGUCUCAUCGCCACCCGCGAGGACUACAGGCAGGUACUCCGAGACCACAACUGCCUGCAGACGCUGCUGCAGCACCUGACCUCACACAGCCUGACCAUCGUGAGCAACGCCUGCGGCACCCUGUGGAACCUGUCAGCCCGCAGCCCCCGCGACCAGGAGCUGCUGUGGGACCUGGGUGCCGUGGGCAUGCUCCGCAACCUGGUACACUCCAAGCACAAGAUGAUCGCCAUGGGCAGCGCUGCUGCCCUGCGCAACCUGCUGGCGCACCGGCCCGCCAAGUACCAGGCGGCAGCCACCGCCGUCUCCCCAGGCACCUGCAUGCCCAGUCUCUACGUGAGGAAACAGCGAGCCCUGGAGGCCGAGCUGGACACCCGACAUUUGGCACAGGCCCUGGGCCACCUGGAAAAGCAGGGCCUCCCUGAGCCCGAGCCAGAGGCUGCCUCUAAAAAGCCGCUUCCGCCUCUGCGACACCUGGAAGGGCUGGCUCAGGACUACGCCUCUGACUCUGGUUGCUUCGACGAUGACGACGCACCAUCGCUGGCUGCCGCUGCUACCGCAGAGCCUGCCAGCCCCGCAGUGCUGUCUUUGUUCCUGGGUAGCAACUUCCUUCAGGGCCAGGCACUGGCCCGCACCCCUCCCACCCGUCUCAGUAGCCUGGAGGCCGAGAAGGAGGCCGGUGGGGAGGCAGCUGUGGCAGCCAAGGCCAAAGCCAAGCUGGCGCUGGCGGUGGCACGGAUUGACCGUUUGGUAGAGGACAUCUCUGCCUUGCACACCUCAUCGGAUGACAGCUUCAGCCUCAGCUCGGGGGACCCUGGACAAGAAGCCCCACGGGAAGGCCGAGCUCAGUCCUGUUCUCCGUGCCGGGGCCCUGAGGGUGGGCGGCGCGAGUCCAGUGGCCGAGCACACCCUCUGCUGAGGCUGAAGGCAGCCCACGCCAGCCUCUCCAACGACAGCCUCAACAGUGGCAGCACCAGCGAUGGGUACUGCCCGCGAGAGCACAUGCGACCCUGCCCGCUUGCCUCGCUGGCUGAACACCGUGAAGACCCGCUGCGCAGCCAGGCGCGACCCAGCCGGCUCGACCUCGACCUAUCUGGCAGCAAGAUGGAGCCGCCUGCCCAGGACACCAUGGCUGCCGCCGAUGCGCGUGUGCGCACCAUCAAGCUGUCACCCACCUACCAGCACGUGCCGCUGCUCGACGGCGGUGCUGCCACCGGGGGCGCACGGCAGCUUGCUGGCCUUGGGGCCACCCCAGGUGCCCGGAAACAGGCCUGGAUGCCCACAGACGGUCUAAACAAGGCACCCGAGAAGCUGCCUGUGGCCAGCAAGGUCCUUCAGAAGUUGGUGGCACAGGACGGGCUACUGUCCCUCUCCCGCUGUAGCUCUCUGUCCUCGCUGUCCUCCACCGGCCAACCGGGCCCGAGUGAAGGCGGCAACUUGGAUGACAGUGACUCCUCACUGGAGGGACUAGAGGAGGCUGGGCCCGGAGAGGGGGAGGUAUCUGGGGCAUGGAGAGGUCCUGGUUCAACCUCGCUGCCAGUAGCCAUUCCUGCACCCCGUCGGGGCUGCAGCCGGGGCCUAGGCAUGGAGGACGCCACACCAUCCAGCUCAUCAGAAAACUGUGUUCAAGAGACACCUCUGGUGCUGAGCCGCUGCAGCUCGGUAAGCUCACUGGGCAGUUUCGAGAGCCCGUCCAUUGCCAGCUCCAUCCCCAGUGACCCGUGCAGUGGGCUGGGCAGUGGCACGGUCAGCCCCAGUGAGCUGCCUGACAGUCCUGGGCAGACCAUGCCGCCCAGUCGCAGCAAGACGCCGCCAGCCCCCCCUGGCCAGCCUGAGAGCAGCCAGUUCAGCCUGCAGUGGGAGAGCUACGUGAAGCGUUUCCUGGACAUAGCCGACUGCCGUGAGCGCUGCCAGCCGCCGUCCGAGCUGGACGCUGGCAGCGUGCGCUUCACGGUGGAGAAGCCGGAUGAGAACUUCUCCUGCGCCUCUAGCCUCAGUGCGCUGGCCCUGCAUGAGCUGUACGUCCAACAGGAUGUGGAGCUGCGGCUGCAGCCACCCGCAUGCCCAGAGCGCACAGGGAGCGGGAGUGGGGGACCUCGCCGUCGGGAGGAGGCCGGGGGCCGCCUCAAAGGGCAUGUGACCACGGGCUCUCGUACCCGCAAGGCUGCAGACAAGGAACUGGAGCUGCUGCGUGAAUGUCUGGGGGCUGCUGUGCCUGCCCAACUCCGAAAGGUGGCCUCAGCGCUGGUACCUGGCCACCGGGCUCUGCCUGUACCCGUCUACAUGCUGGUACCUGCCCCAACCCAGGAGGACUCUGGCAGUGACUCAGCUGAGGGCACACCUGUCAACUUCUCCAGUGCUGCCUCGCUCAGUGAUGAGACACUGCAGGGACCCCCUAGGGACCAGCCCAAGGGGCUGGCGGAUAGGAAAAAACCCACAGGUCGCACGGCCCCUGCUAGGCAGGCCCCUGGGCACCGGCCUAAGGCAGGGGGUGCUGGCAAGAGCACCGAGCAGGCCCGGGGGACUGGGAGGAACCGGGCAGCGCUGGAGCUGCCCCUUAGCCGUCCUUCAAGUGCACGCUCAGAGAAGGAGGCCUCACGCCAGGGCAAGACCCGUGGGGACGGGGCGCUGCAGUCACUGUGUCUCACAACCCCCACCGAGGAGGCUGUGUACUGCUUCUACGACUCCGAUGAGGAGCCCCCAGUCACAGUGCCACCCCCACGGCGGGCAUCUGCCAUUCCCAGAGCCCUGAAGAGAGACCUGGCCACAGGCAGGAAGGAAGCCCAGGUUCCUCCCAAGGCCGCCCCUGCGGCGGUGGUGCCACUCCCACGGGCUCAGCCCAGGCUCAUUGUGGAUGAGACUCCACCUUGCUACUCCUUGACCUCCUCAGCCAGCUCCCUCAGCGAGCCCGAGCCAUGUGAACAGCCAGCAAGCCGUCCAGGAGGCCGGGAGCCCGCGGUCACCAAGGACCCAGGCCCAGGUGGUGGACAGGACAGUUCUCCUAGCCCACGGGCAGAAGAGGAGCUACUGCAGCGAUGCAUUGGUUCGGCCAUGCCUAGGCGGCGGCCCCAGACACUGGCACCCAGGCGUCGCAAGCCCCGAGUUGCCAGGCCAAACAUCCGGCCGGCAGAGAUGCCCCGGGAGUGCCGGGAGGAGGUGGCAGGCUUGGAUCCAGCCUCUGACCUGGACAGCGUUGAGUGGCAAGCCAUCCAGGAGGGAGCCAACUCUAUCGUCACAUGGUUACACCAGGCCGCGGCGGCAGCCACCGUGGAGGCCUCAUCCGAGUCGGACUCAAUCCUGUCCUUGGUGUCAGGGCUGUCAGCUGGCUCCACGCUGCAGCCCUCCAAGCACAGAAAGGGGCGACAACCGGGGGCUCGAAAGGAGGGAGGCAGUGCCCGACGGCCAGAGAAACGGGGCGCAGCCUCAGCCCAGAGUAGUGACAGUCCCUGCUCAUCAGGCGGUGCUGAGAAGCCACGUGGCACUCAGAAAACAGUGUCCAGAGAGCCUGCCGUGCUCCGGGGCCGGACAGUUAUCUACAUGCCCAGUUCAGGUUCCCGGACCCAGCCCAGAGGUGCCCCUGUGCCUCGCACCACAUUGAAAAAGAUGGGGGCUUCUGGUCCCACACAGCCAGAAGUUCCAGCCAAGGCUCCCAGUCCCGGGCAGCAGCGAUCUCGAAGUCUGCACCGGCCAGGCAAGAUCUCAGAGUUGGCAGCCCUGAGUCAUGCCCCCAGGAGUGCUACACCCCCUGCCCGCCUGGCCAAGACCCCAUCUUCCAGCUCCUCCCAGACCUCUCCCGCCUCCCAGCCCCUGCCCAGGAAGUCCCCUCUGGCCACCCCCACUGCAGGUUCCCUGCCCGGCCCGGGGGCCCCCCCAGUGCCCAAAACACCAGCUCGGGCUCUUCUGGCCAAGCAGCACAAGACACAGAAGUCACCUGUACGGAUCCCAUUCAUGCAAAGGCCUGCCAGGCGAGGACCUCCGCCCCUGGCCAGGUCAGCCCCAGAGCAGAGCCCCAGGGGCCGGGCUGGACCCGAGGGGAGCCCCGGGGCACGUGGGGGUCGCCUGGGCCUGGUGCGCAUGGCUUCGGCCCGCUCCAGUGGCAGCGAGUCCUCCGAUCGCUCUGGUUUUCGACGGCAACUGACCUUCAUCAAGGAGUCCCCAGGCCUGCUGCGCCGCCGCCGCUCCGAGCUGUCCUCCGUGGAGUCCGCGGCCUCGGCCUCCCCGAGUGCCUCGCCCCGCCGCGGCCGGCCCGCCCUCCCUGCCGUCUUCCUCUGCUCCUCCCGCUGCGACGAGCUCCGGGCAUCCCCAAGGCAGUCCCCGACUCCCCAGCGGUCCCCGGGAGUGGCGGCCACCAUGGAGGCCCGGCCCGGCCCACGCGCGCCCCGGCGCACCAGCUCCGAGAGCCCGUCCCGCCUGCCGGUGCGCACGGCCGCCGCGCCGCCGCCCGAGGCCGUCAAGCGCUACGCCUCGCUGCCGCACAUCAGCGUGGCCCGGCGGCCCGCGCCUGCGCCGGCGCCCGAUGCCCCGCGCCGCAGCAGCGACGGGGAGGCCCGGCCCCUGCCCAGGGUGUCCGCGCCCCCGCCGCCCGGCACCACGUGGCGGCGCAUCCGCGACGAGGACGUCCCGCACAUCCUGCGCAGCACGCUGCCCGCCUCCGCCCUGCCGCUGCGGGGCGCCUCCCCCGAGGAGCGCAGGACCAGCGACGCCGUGGUCCAGACCGAGGAGGUGGCGGCCCCCAAGACCCACGCCAGCACGUCCCCCAGCCUGGAGGCCCCGUCGCGCGUCCCCGCCGCGCUCCCGGGCGGCGACGCGGACGGCCCGGGCCCCGCCAAGGCGCCCGCCGCCGCCCCCUUCGUCCACGAGGGUGCCGGGGGCUUCCCCGCCAGCCGGCACGGCUCCCCCAGCCGCGCCGCCCGCGUCUCCCCCUUCAACUACGUGCCCAGCCCCAUGGCCGCGGCCGCACCUGCCCGCGACUCCGCCGGGGAGAAGGUCCCGGCCACCGCCGACCCCGUCGGCCUCCUGGAAUAG
Perognathus longimembris pacificus (Pacific pocket mouse) is the source of this 6926-nucleotide messenger RNA. It is a transcript of the gene Apc2, whose product is annotated as APC regulator of WNT signaling pathway 2. The transcript is spliced from 15 exons. NCBI's taxonomy places the organism in Eukaryota, Metazoa, Chordata, Mammalia, Rodentia, Heteromyidae. Gene Ontology annotation, cellular component: catenin complex; cytoplasmic microtubule; beta-catenin destruction complex. Gene Ontology annotation, biological process: negative regulation of canonical Wnt signaling pathway; Wnt signaling pathway; cell migration. The coding region runs from base 12 to 6926 and encodes 2304 amino acids. Gene Ontology annotation, molecular function: microtubule binding; beta-catenin binding; gamma-catenin binding. The record is from RefSeq and is a predicted model, not a curated record.